Molecule: messenger RNA, 5682 nt
Organism: Hyalella azteca
Lineage: Eukaryota; Metazoa; Arthropoda; Malacostraca; Amphipoda; Hyalellidae
Product: proton channel OtopLc
Exons: 16
Coding region: 394-4422 (1342 amino acids)
Biological process (GO): proton transmembrane transport
Cellular component (GO): membrane
Molecular function (GO): proton channel activity
Source: RefSeq, a predicted model, not a curated record
AGAGGUGUGGUGUUACAGAUGAUUGGUUCUCAUAUGAAUUGAAUAAAAAACCUGAAGCUAUUAGGUUCAAUGUUAGAUUUUACGAGUCUAUACAAAAAUUCUAUUAACUGAACUUUCUUACGAUAAAUUCCUGCUACUUCUGAGAUCGAUAAAGUUUAAACACAAUUGACGUGAAGGUAGGAACACUAAUUAAUUCUUCCGAGAAUAAUUUUUUGUAUUUCUCAUCGAAAGUGUCUUCAUUCAUAUGAUAUAAGUACUGCUGAGAAAAGCUCUACUGAUAAAUUUUAACAAUUUUAUAGCGAACGUGUAUAUAAAAAUAUUCCACAAGAAAAUCUUCACAGUUAGUGAAGUCAUCAUUUUUGUUUGAAACAUUCUGAAUAAAAACAGGAAUUGAUGCCGCCGCUCAUAGAAGAAGAUAAUAAGGCAAAGCAACCAAGUCUGAAGUUUCUUCGCCUGCCAUUUAAAAAGAAAAAAUCCUUUUCUGUCAUAGAUCCGAAGCCCGAACACGUCGUCAUCGAUAUUGCAAGCAAUCCGAGCCAUUCAAGUUCCACUGCCAUAAGUUCACAAACAACUCCUCUUGCAACCCCACCACAAGCUCCAAAAAAUAUUGGAAACAAGCUUCUACCGAAUUUUAUUGCAUUGCCCUUUCCUCUUCCAACUUCAUCGCCAUCGAAGGAGACGAGCUUAACAGAUGAUAUGGUCACUAAUAAUGAGCAAACCAAGGAGGAAAGCACUGUAACGUCACCGAUUUUUAAUGGGGCUGCUAUAUCCGAAACUCCUUCUUCCCCUUCCUCUCCAAACAUCUCCUCAAAAUUCAAGAUGAAAACGAAGGAGGAUAACGAGAAAAAAACACCCUUCCUAUCUCCAGCUUACACAAAUCUUGGAUUCCAAGGAGACUCGGAAUCGACGCUAGGUCUGUCAUCGAACUGUUCUGAGUUGUCUGUUUCAUCUUCGGAAGAUGAUACCUGGGAAGCGAGCAAUACCAUCAUCAGUGCUGACACUGGGAUAUCAUCGGCUGCAGCAGACGACAGUGACAGCAGUGGCCUUUUUAUUGCAGCAAAAACCAAUCGGGAAGCUCAUGAUCGAGCUCGAACGACCCUCAAACAUCCCGACCUUCAAACUUCGACCAGUAACGAAGAUGUUAAAUCCCCUCCUCCCGAAUCGUGUCUCGGCUGGAAGUUAUUCCAAAACCAGAACUCUAUGCCCAAUUCUCUAUCAGCUUUGAAUCAAUUUUCAAGUGAAUGCAAUAGGAGUACUGGAAAUUUGAGUGCAGAUCAUGUGUCUCGUGACUAUCAAAGAAGUACAGGUAACCUGAGCGUGAGUCGUUUACCACGAGAAUGUCACAGAAGCACAGGGAACCUUAGUGUAAGUCGGUUGACCCGUGACUCUGACAGAAGAACAGCUAACGCUAGACUUGGUGUUUUCCAAUCUGAACUUAAGAAAUGCAAUAGCAACCAGAGUGUCAUAAGCGAUAUAAAGUCUGAAAGUCAUUUGAGAUUAUAUGAAAGGAACACUCGAAAAGCCUACAGCAGACAGCUCAGGGUAAUGUGGGCGGAAAGAAGUCAAAUGAGUCGAUCAACUUCAGACCUGAGGUUCUUGCGCUGCAGUGAGAGCGACGCCAAGAGUCCGAAUGAUGCAGGCUCCCUUUCUGAGACUACAACAUCGUUUUUAAGAAUGUCAAAGUCAUCAAAUUGUUUGUCAGCCUUGUCUGCCGAUGGACAACCGUCAGUCAGUCAAACGUCUAGUAGCACUUGCAUCGAACAAGGUUGUACUGAUAAAACUAGUCCAAAAAAUGCAAAAUUUGCUUCUGACGCGACACCAUCGAGCCGAACAGAGAGCAAAGGCAGCAGUUCUGCGGCGUACCAACGGCGCUACAAGAGGGCUCGCAGCGCACCUCCAAGAAGUUUGUUCCAAACGCCUCUCAAACCUGUCACUGCAAGAUGGGUCGGAGAAGAAGUAUCCUCCCACCGCGGUGCUCAUGGUAACAGCGGCACCACGGUUGAGAAUGGGGCUGCUGGGGGUGCCUCGUUCUCCCUACCGAGCACUCCUGUCACUCCCCACAUCGUGGUGUCUCUGGAUGAAGAUUCCCCAGAUGAUACCCCCGAAGAUGAGGAAGAAUUUCGGGACGACGGAGCUGAAAAGUCAAGCGACGAGAACAACAGACCACAUAUGCUGGUCAAGAGUAAAAGUCUCGGCAGCUGUGAAAAUCUGGAUGGCUCUAAGAGCGAAUUUAACGGUCCCACAAGCGCAGAACGCGAUCAAUUGGCGCGGCAUAACUCGAUUUCAUCGUACCUAUCGCCGGAAGUGGAGGUAAACCUGCAGCGCAAGACGCGUCGCAGCUCCAUGAUCGGUCUGAUGCACCACGCCGCCUCCAUGAGUAACGUCAACAGCCUCAACGUAGGCCAGCCGCUGGCGCUGCCGCACGCCACAUCGUCAGGCUCACUGCGCCACGGCGCCUCCAGGAACAGCCUAGCGCCCUCCAACGGCGACUGGCGCAGGGAGGGCAAGGACUCGAUGAUCUCGGGCCUGUCUGCACUCUACGGCAAGAUUCUCGUGGUCAUGGGGCUUGCUUUUCCCAUAGGGGAGUUUAUCUCAGGCGAGAUGCCGCUCUACGUCUACAAGGGCUUCUACCUGUACCUGCACCUUGGUUCCAUCAUCUUCCUGGUGUACGCAUACAUGUUCCUGCUGCAGGUGGUGCCUCUACCGAAAGUUGAAAUCAAAUCUCGACUACAGAAUCUCAGAGCUUCAACCACAAAUCUCGCUCAACGCCUCACCGCUAGUGUUCUCCCCCUGGCUCAAGGAGAUCGAGGUCGCUUGAGCGCAAAGACGGACGUCGAACGUUCCGGUGGAGGCAGAAACGAUGAUUCACGCUCCAUGAACACCACGAUGACCUUUAACAACAACAAGAACUACACCAUCACUGAGUCCACUCACGAGUCCAUGUACCUCAAAAUGGGGGCUAUGGUGUUCGGGAUUGGCAGUAUGAUCUACAGCGGUCUGGAGGUGGGGCAAUACUUUGACCUGAAGGCGACAGCGGAGUGUGCAGAUCUCCUGAUGGUGGUGUCACCGCUGUCUAGGAUGCUCUUCACUUUCAUACAAAUGUACUUCAUCUUCCUCAACUCCAGGGUAGCCAUCAAUAAACAUCGGACCGUGGCACGUUUCGGGCUCAUGCACAUGAUCGCCACGAACCUUUGUAUUUGGUUGAACGUGCUUGUCGAAGAGACCAAGCACGAGAUACAUUCUAUCACACAUGCCAACUCAGGCCAUGGCGACGGCCAUCACGGCGAUAAGUUGGAGGACGACGAGCUCUAUGGCCACGGUCUGGCCACCGUCAUGACACAGAUAGCUGACGCAGCUAAGAACAUGACUCACCACAGCGUCCUGACCACCACACAUGGGCCUGACGUUAGCUCAGUCCUGCCUGACUUCAUGGACUCUGGCAGCAGUGAAGAGCACCACGCAUUUCUUGACGAUGUUCACGACGUGGUACGUCGCUCGGCCGACACGUCGCACUCGAGCAGCAUCUACGACUGCAGAAAGUCCGACAUGAUGAGCAGACUUGUGGACAACGCGUCGCCUUUCCUCUUCCCCUGCACCAUCGAAUACUCGCUGCUGUGUUCUGGUGUCCUGUACGUCAUCUGGAAGAACAUCAACAAGUCGCAGAGCGGACAGUCCGGUAACUGCGGCGACUCUGACAUCUCGACGUUCAUCGCACGCAAGGCACGACACCACUACUCCGUUGACUGCGCUCACGCCACCAGAGGUCUCUUCAUGGGCAUAUUGGUGCUGGUGCUCACCAUCAUCUCACUUAUCCUCUUCUUCGUUCUCAUCAACAACGAAAACACAAAAUCCGUCGCUGUUCUGGAGGCCAACGUAAUCGAGCUCAGUGUUUACAGUGUCGCCAUCAUCACGGUUGUGAUAGGAAUGAUACAGAUGCGCGAGCUGGAAUUCGUCGAGCACGAGGACUUGGAGCUGGACAAUAUUUUGCUGCUCAUCGCUCAGACCGGGACCUACAUCUACACCUGCUUCACCAUCAUCGGUGGAAACUUCAGUCUAGAUGCGCAGCGAGCUCUGCCGUUCUUCACGGCGGUGAUCACGCUAGUCCAGACUACCUUGCAGACUCUCUUCAUCUUGAACGCCUCACGUCGCUGCUGCUACACCUACGACCAACUCAACAGGAAGCCUGGCAGGGAGAUGGUAACUUUUCUGCUGAUCUGCAACCUGGCGAUGUGGGCGAUAAGCACGUUUGAGACGAGUCGAGCUGACGCUCACCCUACACUCCUGAACUACUAUGGUGUCUGGGCUUGGACGAUCAUUUCGCACGUCUCCAUGCCGCUCGCUAUCUUCUACAGGUUCCACGUCACGGUUUGCCUCUGCGAAAUUUGGAAACGUUCCUACAAACUGAAGCAUGACUUCUUAUAAUUGUGCGACGAAGCUCGUUAUGAAACUGGGAUCGCGCACUAGUAUUGCAAUUGUUCGGAAACGUUUGAUGAGCGGUUUUUAUGAAAAUUGACUAAUUGCCCUGAGGAGAUGCGUGAUACAUUCUGAGAAUGAGUGCAAGCCAUAAUAUUUUUGUACCGAUUCUACUAAAAUGCAGGGUUGUACUAAAAAUCUAAAAUAAGCAUGGAAUUGUCAAGCUCGUCGUAGAAAUUUACGAGAUUUUAAUAUUAAUAACCUAAUGGAAUAACCUUAAUUUAGAUAUAUCCUGGAGAAAAUACUUAUUUAAUUUACAACCAAUAUGACUGAAUUUGACCUGGACGUUGUUGCCUGCAUAAUUUAUCUCCGUAAUUAUGAUGUCUUCGCCGAAUUCCUCACUGAAAAUUGUUAACCAAUCUCGCCAUUUCGAUAAGGCGUGCAAAAAUCAUGGCUGAACUAGUUCAACCAUAGCAAUAAUAAUUUCAGUGAUUGCCCUUCACUCGUUUGCUAAGGAUUAUUCACUAAGAUGUGGGUGCUGCCCACGACUCGGUUAUACUGAUCUUGCCAUUUUUAAUAGUCAAUAAAUGUACAGAGUUCCAUGUUUUCAAUAGAAAAACAUUUUCCAUAUUUACGGAAAUGCCUUAGAAUUUAGUUUAGUUGAAGUAGAAUUUAUCCCUAAAAAUACAGAUGUAAUAGUCUAUCCACAUCGCCAAUGGUCUCUCACUGCAAUAUUACACGAAUUAGUUGUAAUAUUUUUCGCUGUUGAAAGAAUUUCUGCUCAAGAUUAUCUGAAGAUUAUAGUGGAUUACAUAGCUGCGUACAUGCCAGUGUUACAGCGUGCAUCAAAAUCAUAUGCACGCGUUGCCACAGUACGAUCAGAGCUCCACCACAGAAAUAGGACAUUCGUUUAUGUUAAUAUAUAAGUUUAAUUAACGAAUAGCCCAUCAGUACAGGAAAUACGUUCCGACUCAAAGUAACUCGUGUUGCUGCAUCUCAAGUAGCGAAUUAGCCAUCAUUUUGCUUUCUUCUGCCAAUUAGCAAUAAGUUGUGUUCGUCCUGCGGCCGCUUCCAUGAAGUUUACGAUUUAUUUGAUAUGGUUUUAAUUAAAAACAUUGUACAUAGUUCUAGGUGGAGGUUGUUAAGCUUAAGAGAGGUAUUUAUAAAAAAGUCACAAUAUUAAUGAGAGUUCAGGCAAGCUGCUUGAUAUACGUCCAUAUAGUUUGACCGAGUAUUUUAUGCCUAUUAUUAAACUUUGUGCUCAAGUCA